Messenger RNA from Urocitellus parryii (Arctic ground squirrel), 2074 nucleotides. The record is from RefSeq and is a predicted model, not a curated record. Lineage: Eukaryota; Metazoa; Chordata; Mammalia; Rodentia; Sciuridae.
CCACCACCCCACGUGGUUGGAGGUUUCCAGAAUCGCUGCCACCACCGCGCUGCUCUGCUCCCGUCCAGCCGAGCGCUUCUUUGCUUCUUCCUAUUCCCUAGGUCUAGCCGCCAUGAUAAGCGCUAGCCGAGCCGCAGCAGCCCGCCUCGUGGGCGCCGCAGCUUCCCGGGGCCCCACGGCCGCUCGCCACCAGGAUGGUUGGAAUGGCCUUAGUCAUGAGGCUUUUAGGUUUGUUUCAAGGAGAGAUUAUGCAUCAGAAGCAAUCAAGGGUGCAGUUGUUGGUAUUGAUUUGGGUACUACCAACUCCUGUGUGGCAGUUAUGGAGGGUAAACAAGCAAAGGUGCUGGAGAAUGCUGAAGGUGCCAGAACCACCCCUUCCGUUGUUGCCUUUACAGCAGAUGGUGAACGACUUGUUGGGAUGCCAGCGAAGCGACAGGCUGUCACCAACCCAAACAAUACAUUCUAUGCCACCAAGCGUCUCAUUGGCCGGCGAUACGAUGACCCUGAAGUACAGAAAGACAUUAAAAAUGUUCCCUUCAAAAUUGUCCGUGCCUCCAAUGGUGAUGCUUGGGUUGAGGCUCAUGGAAAACUGUAUUCUCCAAGUCAAAUUGGAGCAUUUGUGUUGAUGAAGAUGAAAGAAACUGCAGAAAAUUACUUGGGUCACACAGCAAAAAAUGCUGUAAUCACAGUCCCUGCUUAUUUCAAUGACUCACAGAGGCAGGCCACUAAGGAUGCUGGCCAGAUAUCUGGACUGAAUGUGCUUCGAGUGAUUAAUGAACCCACAGCUGCUGCUCUGGCCUAUGGUUUAGACAAAUCUGAAGACAAAAUCAUUGCUGUGUAUGAUUUAGGUGGUGGCACUUUUGACAUUUCUAUCCUGGAAAUACAGAAAGGCGUGUUUGAGGUGAAAUCCACCAAUGGGGACACUUUCCUUGGUGGUGAAGACUUUGACCAGGCCUUGUUACGACACAUUGUGAAGGAGUUCAAGAGAGAGACAGGGGUUGAUUUGACCAAAGACAAUAUGGCACUUCAGAGGGUUCGAGAAGCUGCUGAGAAGGCUAAAUGUGAACUCUCCUCAUCUGUGCAGACUGACAUCAAUUUGCCAUAUCUUACAAUGGAUGCUUCUGGACCCAAGCAUUUGAAUAUGAAGCUGACCCGGGCUCAAUUUGAGGGGAUUGUCACUGAUUUAAUCAAGAGGACCAUUGCUCCAUGUCAAAAAGCUAUGCAGGAUGCAGAAGUCAGCAAAAGUGACAUAGGAGAAGUGAUUCUUGUUGGUGGUAUGACUAGAAUGCCCAAGGUUCAGCAAACUGUGCAAGAUCUUUUUGGCCGAGCCCCAAGUAAAGCUGUUAAUCCUGAUGAAGCUGUGGCCAUUGGAGCUGCCAUUCAAGGAGGUGUAUUGGCUGGUGAUGUCACAGAUGUACUGCUCCUGGAUGUCACGCCUUUGUCUCUGGGCAUUGAGACUCUGGGAGGUGUCUUUACCAAACUUAUUAAUAGAAACACCACUAUUCCAACCAAGAAGAGUCAGGUGUUUUCUACUGCUGCUGAUGGACAGACUCAAGUGGAAAUUAAAGUGUGUCAAGGUGAGAGAGAGAUGGCUGGAGACAACAAACUUCUUGGACAGUUUACUUUGAUUGGAAUUCCCCCUGCCCCUCGUGGAGUCCCUCAGAUUGAAGUUACCUUUGAUAUUGAUGCCAAUGGGAUCGUACAUGUUUCUGCAAAAGAUAAGGGCACUGGACGUGAGCAGCAGAUUGUAAUCCAGUCCUCUGGUGGAUUAAGUAAAGAUGAUAUUGAAAAUAUGGUUAAAAAUGCAGAGAAGUAUGCUGAAGAAGACCGGAGAAAGAAGGAACGAGUUGAAGCAGUUAACAUGGCUGAAGGAAUCAUUCAUGACACAGAAACCAAGAUGGAAGAAUUCAAGGACCAAUUACCUGCUGAUGAGUGCAACAAACUUAAAGAAGAGAUAUCCAAAAUGAGGGAGCUCCUGGCUCGAAAAGACAGUGAAACGGGAGAAAACAUCAGGCAGGCAGCAUCCUCCCUUCAGCAGGCAUCAUUAAAGCUCUUUGAAAUGGCAUACAAAAAG